Cooperia oncophora is the source of this 1128-nucleotide messenger RNA. The record is from the annotation of a GenBank genome assembly. NCBI's taxonomy places the organism in Eukaryota, Metazoa, Nematoda, Chromadorea, Rhabditida, Trichostrongylidae.
AUGGGAGUAAGAUCGCUCAAUGCGUGGAAUUUCCGCUCUCCAUGGCCGUUUGUGAAAAAAGGUGCAUAUGGUCAAAGAAAAAUUGGACCAUUCAAUUAUGAGAAGUGGAAGUGGCCUGGUCAGAAUCGCGAAUUUCCGGAGUUGUCACCGAAAUGGCACAAGGAGAACCCUGAACAGCUACACAAGUAUACUGGAACACAUGACGAAGGAUAUGUCGAUCCUGUUACUGGGAAAUUUGUCGUAGUUUCGGAAAUGCAAGCAAAGCUUGUUGUGCCAAAUCUAGAUGGAUUCAAAAGAGAAAAGCGGAUCUAUGAGGCCAAGGUAAAAGAGAAGGGUUCCAAGGCUUUGGCGGACCUCUACACCCUAGAGGACGAGCGGUGGCCACCACCUAAAAUGGACCCCGAAACGUUGUUUGAAUUGUCCUAUGGAGAGCAAAUACGACAGGCUUACAAGGAAGGAAGGUAUGGAUCUGUGGAGCCUGUGGAGAAAAAAAAAGAGGAUGAAAAUCUUGAGAAAUCGAUUAAUUCCAAUGGAAAUGACUAUUUAAAUAUUACCAUAUUUAGUAUGUCAUCGAAAACUGCUCUUCUGAUACUUGCUGAUGGUGCUGAAGAAAUGGAGGCGAUAAUCACAGCCGAUGUGUUGAGGAGAGGUGGAGUUGAGGUGGUAACAAUAGCUGGCUUGAAUGGGCCUGGUGUUGUGACAUGUGCAAGAAAAACAAUGGUCACACCUGAUCGUGCUCUGAACGAUGUGCUCUCGACGACAUAUGAUGUGGUUAUCCUCCCAGGAGGACAGCCUGGUAGCAACACGCUAGCUGCGAGCCCUGUUGUUGGACAAGUGAUGAAAGCUCACCAUAGUGCUGGUAAAUACGUGGCAGCCAUCUGUGCAGCUCCAAUUACGCUGAAAUCGCAUGGAAUUCCGGCCGCGUUGGUAACAAGUCAUCCGUCUGUAAAGUCGCAGCUGGAAGAAGGAGGCUACAAAUACAGCGAAGAUCGUGUGGUGGUGUCCGAUCGAGUGAUAACAAGCCGUGGCCCUGGAACAGCGUUCGAGUUCGCGCUGAAGCUCGUCGAACUGCUGGUUGGUGGUGAAAAGUCCAAGAGUUUGAUCGCUCCGAUGCUUGUAAAGCUGUAG